AUGGAGACAUUAGUAAAAGGUUUUCGGGUUCUCUUUUUUGUAGCAGUGGCAGUUGUUAGGCUUCGAGGUGACGUCUUGGUAAAUGGCACUACUACUCAAACUCAAGACAAUACCAAUUCUUCCUCAGUUCAUCUCAAGCUUCCCCCAGGAAAAGACUAUGUUACAUUAAGCAACAGAACGUCCACUGAAGUUGUGCUCAACAACAACAAAAAUAGAGGAUCUUAUUAUAGAGGUGGAGGUGAUGGUGGAGGAGGCGGCGGUGGAGGUGGAGGUGGAGGUGGGGGUGGCAGUUUUGGAUGGGGAUGGGGUGGGGGUGGAGGAGGGGGAGGUGGAGGUGGGGGAUGGGGAUGGGGAGGAGGAGGUGGUGGUUGGUAUAAAUGGGGAUGUGGAGCAACAAAACCUGGGAAAGGCAAGGGGAGAGGAGGAGGUAGAGGCACUAACAGUGAGUUUGCUCAAUGCAUGGUUAAAGGAAGGUGCAGAGGCAUGAGGUUGGAUUGCCCCCUUCACUGUGGUGGACCUUGCGUCUAUGACUGCCAACAUAUGUGCAAAGCCCACUGCAGACGCCCAUGAAUAUUCCUUAACCUUCAUCACAUUAGUCUAAACCUUUCUCAUUUUUCCCCCCAUCUUGACUGGUUCCUAAUCUCUCUGAAUCUACAAAAUGUUAAGAAGAAAACCGAUUGAAGAGUUUAAACAAAUAGAUGUUUGUGUUUGAAAUUUGAUGGGCUAGGAGGAUUUUACAAAAUGUGUUUCUGUCUUUAGUUCUCUUUUGACUAUUUGUUUGGGGUUUUCAAUGGAAAACCAUUUUGGACAAAUAUUGCAUCCAUGUUCAUGUAAUUAAAGCCGAGUGCUCAAACAUUGAUCUGAUCAGUUGUGCUGUGUAGCUGCAAAA
Molecule: messenger RNA, 889 nt
Organism: Durio zibethinus
Lineage: Eukaryota; Viridiplantae; Streptophyta; Magnoliopsida; Malvales; Malvaceae
Source: RefSeq, a predicted model, not a curated record